Messenger RNA from Sinocyclocheilus rhinocerous, 1005 nucleotides. Its product is annotated as homeobox protein ceh-9-like. The record is from RefSeq and is a predicted model, not a curated record. Gene Ontology annotation, biological process: regulation of DNA-templated transcription. Gene Ontology annotation, molecular function: DNA-binding transcription factor activity, RNA polymerase II-specific; DNA binding. NCBI's taxonomy places the organism in Eukaryota, Metazoa, Chordata, Actinopteri, Cypriniformes, Cyprinidae.
CAAUUUUUUAAAAUAAAUUAAAGAAAUAAAUAGGCUUUUUUUUUUUUUUAACGUUCUUUUACAUGCUAUUCCAGAAUAGUGACUUUAACAGGCUUUUCUUCUGGAGGACUUUAGUCGAUUAAUUAGCAUCACAACAGCUUCUCACGCGCUCGACCACCGUAAAAUCACACAAUUGCAAAUAAUGACAAGCUCUGAUACAAAAAAACUACACGGCUCUUCAGAAAAGGGCACAUUUUAACCAGAUGCAAUGCAAUAAAUGGCAAAGGAAGCGUGUCACCCACUGAGACACAUUCAGAUGUUAAAGCGUGUAAAGGAGGAGUUUUAGAGCUUGGUUUAAACUCACUGAGAUCCUUGAACAUGUUGAUUUGACACGCGUCUGUCUGAGCUGUAGAUAAGCGCUGUGAGCUGAUGGAGAUGCUCAGAUAUCACAGGACUGAGUGAGUUACACGGUCACACUUACUGGCUGCUGUUUAACUGACCGUCAGCAUGCAUGAAGAAACAGGCAGUUCACCAGUGCAGAGAAAAACCUCUUUUUCCAUCGCAGACAUCCUGGAUCCCUCCAAAUUCACCGGGAAGAUCAGGAGACGCAGAGAGACAUCAGGACGCAGGAAAUCUCCAGUGAUUAAACUUGCAUCUCAAGACGCAGCAGAUUCAAACAUCCCCAGCGUUUCUGGUGCGAAGGGGAAAUCGAAGCGCAUGCGCACUGCGUUCACACUGGAUCAGCUGCGCAUCCUGGAGCGAAGCUUCCAGAACAGCCACUAUCUGUCGGUGUUUGAGCGCCACUGCAUCGCCACAGGCCUCCGUCUGUCCGAAACACAGGUCAAGAUCUGGUUUCAGAACAGACGCACCAAAUGGAAGAAGGAACAAGAAGGUCAUGGAGGAGAGGAGCAGAACCAUUGCGCACAUCGGGCAUUUAUGUAUGCGCUGCCUGGACAUCACGCAAAUCCUGUGCAUUAUUACACACCACAAACACCUUACCAGCACCACACCCUCAUGAUGUUCUGA